Trichechus manatus latirostris (Florida manatee) is the source of this 207-nucleotide messenger RNA. RefSeq lists its product as uncharacterized. The transcript has a single exon. NCBI's taxonomy places the organism in Eukaryota, Metazoa, Chordata, Mammalia, Sirenia, Trichechidae. The record is from RefSeq and is a predicted model, not a curated record. Bases 1 to 207 code for a protein of 68 amino acids.
AUGGAGGUGGGCGCGGAAACUGUAGUUGGACAGGGCCGUCUUCGGGAGCGGCGGGGCUUGAGCGAGGCUGGGAGGCAGGAGCAGAACUGCGAUGUGCAGCCCCAGUCCGGGUCAAACAUGAUUCCCAAACACUCCUACUGGUUAGACAUCUGGCUCUUCAUCCUCUUCGACCUGAUGGUGUUUUUCUUCGUGUAUUUUAUGCCCUGA